AUGGCGGACGGCUGGGGCGAUGUGCUCGCCGAGGUCGCGGGUGAGCCUCACCCGCCGCCCCGCGGCCCCGCGGGCGCCGCGGCCAGAGGGCCGCGCCCCCCGCCCCGCAGGCCCAGUCGGGCAGCCGCGAGGUCGGUCGCGGCGGCGGGCCGCACCAACGCCCUGUCGCUGCCCCUGUCGGAGUCAGUGAAGCUGCCCACCGUGCCCAGACACAUCGUCCAAUGCACGGGCAGAGGCUCGACAGAUCAGUGGCCGCUGCUCCCGUACGUUCGCAUGGCAGCGCUCGCGAUCGAGCGCCAGAGAGUAUCAGACCAAGACGUGCCAGCGAAGCUCAACAGCAUGUUGAUGGAUUCGUCGUCCGAGCUGGCUGGCAGAACCACGUCAAAGGCAUCGAUCCAGGACUCGAUCGGCGUGACCCAUGGGAGCUACACAGAGUGCGUGAUCGUCUUGGCCAACACCAUCGUACAUUUCGAGCGGGACCAGAAGCUUGCGCUGGAGUGCUAUUUGGCAAAUACGGUCCCCAAGGAGAACUUGCUCCACUACGUCGAGGCGGUCAAGUACGACGAGACCCCGAUGAAGCUGUCAGUGAACGAUUCGUUCCAAGCACGUGGUCGCGGUGCAGUGGGCUCUUCCGAUCAGCAGCAGGUGGCCGUGUACCACAUGGAUCGAUCUCGACAGUGGGGGAAGCCGAAGUUAGAGAGAACUGUCAUCAAGCUGCUGCAGAGCUCGUCGAGGUUCGGGUACCUUCUGAGGACCAACGCGGGCGAGUACGUCGGCAUCGUCGGCGCGUCCAUUGCUCCGCUCCAGUGGCUGGAUCGGAACACUGGGGAGUGUCUUCGAGAGGCGGACCAACGUCGCACCACUGCUGUUGGACGGGCUGCUAAGGACUUUGCGUGCAAGACGCGCGUGUCAGUCCUGGACGGCGCUGGCCCGGACGCCCGCUGCGAGGCGCAGGUCGGGGUUGACCGACGAGGCGACGGCUGGGGCAAGAUUGGUUUCACAUGCUCCACGCAUUGCCUCGCCAACGUAUUCACGCACACCUUCGACCUGACGGGCUCCGACGUGUCUAGCCAGAUCAAUUUCGCACUUGCCGUCAACGAGGGCUCGGGCUUCUCUUCUUUCUGUCGGAUAUUCCGCGCUGUGGUUCAACGGCGGAUUCGCAUCCGCAGGGGGAGGCCCCCUCCAGAGGCCACCCCGCGCAAGCGGCACUUGCUGUGCCUUUCGCUCGCAAGGGGGAGUCGACUGAUCGAGAAGAAGACAGCUUUGCACCAUUUGCCGAACGGGGACUGGAGGGACCGAGAGCACGUCGACAUAUGGAUUCCCGAGGGCAUCGACAUAGACGAGAGCGAGAUCAAGAAGUCGGUGUCGGAGGCCUUGGAGGUCGUCCUCUUGGGAGCUCGAUUCACCCGGUGGCCGAGGAGCAGGUGGGCGGGGUCCGACGUUGCCAUGGACGAGUUCAUCCUACUUGACGGCAUUCACGGAUUGGGCUCUGCUGUCUGGGCUAUCUGGGCGAAAGAGAUGGCUCGGGGCUCCAAGAGGAGACCUCGGCUGGGCGAUGGCGGGGCUCUGCCAGCUGCUGCCGCUGGGCCUGCCGCCGCCGAUGGCGGCGAGGGCGGCGCCGCAGAGGCUGCGGCUGCCAGCGGCGGCGAUGGGCAGGGCCAUGGAGAUUUCAAUGCAAAGCGGCUGGGGAAUGAGUACCAUCGUAGCACCGCUGAAGAUUGGAUGGACACGUCGCCGCUUGACAGAGUGGUGAUCAUUCGGCAGGUGCUGGAGCCUUUACGUCGGACGAUGGAUUGGCACCUCGAGGUCGGCGGCAAGCACUGGGAGAUCAAGCAGAGGGGCAUGGUUGUCCAGGCUGAGUCCAAGGGCGCAGCCAGUUCGACGAGCAGGACGUGGCCGAUCGUGGAGGCUGCGCUUGGCACCCCUGCGCGCGUCUUCCAGGCUGCGUGGGACCCUCUGUUUCGCGAGCACGUGCUGUGGAAGGACCUCGUGCAGCCGUCGGCGAUGACUCGGAAGGCGCGCGCCCUCGCGUUCAAGCUUCUUUCGAGGUCUGAGUGCCAGGUCCGGGAGGCGUUCACGCAUCGACAUAGCUUGCUUCCGACUCGCACCUUCGCCAUGAUCGUGGACCCAGCCGUUGCGCAGGAAGUGAGUGACCUCCAGGAUUGCCGCAUGGACAGCUGGACGAAGGACUUCGUGCUGCGACACAAGGACGCGGACGGAGGCUUGUCGAACCCAGCGGCGAUCGCAGUGUUGAACCUGCUUGCCGCCACGAUCGACUUGGACAUCAAGGCUAUCGAGUCCCACCACGCCUCGAUCCGCAGGCGGCUGAUGGUCAGGGGAGUGCAGACCCACUCGGCAACGUUCGCGGAGUCGUCGGCCGAAUGGGUGGUUGCCCAAGCUCGUUUAUCAGGCAGGGCAUUUCGAGCAGUCGGUGAGGGGGGCGCGCCAGCAGGUGGUGGCGAUGACGCAGGGGGCCCUGGCGGGCCGCCAGGCGAGGAGGCUACCGCCACUGUCAGGGGCACGGUGUCUUCUUGGCAUGCUCUCCUGAGGGAGCAAUCCCUUGGUCAGACUGGCCGCCAGUGCAUCGCCGCCUUGAGCGCUGCGUACCGCGCUUUACCAAGAGCAGAGGUGGCGAGGCUGGCUGCCGUCGCAGCCGCGGCCAAUGGGAAUCCCCGUGCUGCGGAUGCACCUGGCAGCGCCUUCGGCCUCCGGUCCCGCGACCUCGCUCGCGCCCAGGCCAAGAGGCGGCGGAAGGCGUCUGAGCAGCAGCUCGUCGCGGAGGCUGUCGUGCCGACCAGCCGCGGGGGGGUGACUGAUUUGGCAAUGCGGCGGGCAUCGGCAGAUCCCAACGCCACCGUGAACAUGGACUCGAUGAUGCGGGCUGCCCAGUCGCACAUGGUGAGCUUGCGCCGCGUGGCCAAGACCGAGGAGCGAAAGAUGGCCGACGCGAUGGAGGCUUGGGAGUCGACUACGGGCGCUGCCCAGUGGGCAUCCAUGUGCAACAGUUUCAAGGGCGUGGCUGCUUUCCAGGUUAUGCUUUCUCCUAUGCCCUCGCACAUCGGCCAGAUGCUGGAGUUCAAGCGCCCUACUACGUCGACAGCUUCGAUCGCUCGCUCGCUGUGGAUGUCAGGGCACGGCAGCAACAUGAAAGCUUGUCUCGCAUCAGGCUGGAUGGAGAGGCACAGGGCCAUCAUGCGCGACGACUGUGCCCCCGUAGACGUGCCCGUCCAGAAGAAGAAGUACACUUGUGCUCAGAUCGGCAUGUGCAUCUGUUGCCCUGAGGCCGAUGUCAUCAAGAAGUUCCGCAGGCGCUUCUACUCCGAGCUGAAGGGCCUCUGCACCAAGGGGUCGCCCGAGCGGAAGCUCUUGGACGAUUCCAGCUUGGUCGUGCGACUGCGCGGCAUCAAGGCGGCUGUCGUCGAUGGCCGGGGCGUUGUGGCAGCUGGCCCCUCUGGCGACGACCCCGACGGCGUGGGCGCCUACGUGUGGUGGCACAUCGGCUCCCACGAGUUCAGCCCCUACUGCUCCAACUUCAGGCCGCUCGCCUUCGUCGAGCAGGAGGCCGUCGGCGGCCAGGCGUUCAGUAGCUUGGACCUCACGGCCGAUUGGUCGAUCAGCUUUUGGGUCAUCGACGAGAGUGAUCGUGCCGUCGCCCGUUUUCGCCCUGCCGACGUCGUCGUGGUCUCCAUGGGCCCCGAGUCCGAGCUGCGGCAGUCAGGGAAGGCGACGAGGCGGGCCACAGCUGCGCGGCCCGCCGCCACGGACGACGGCGACGACGGCGACCACGGGAGCAUCGCGUCGGACCAGGAGGAGGACCUGGAUGACCCCCUCCCCCUGGACGACGGGCCCGUGGGCGGCGACGACCACGGCGGCGCGGACGACGUCCGCGCUGGUGGCGAGGACGAGGUCGGCAUGGACAUCGACGAGUUGUUCAGCGAGGGCGAGGGCGGCGACGGCGGCGGCGAGGUUCCGCUGCCGCCCGAGCCGCUCGCAUCGGAGAUGGCCAAGCGCAGCUCCAACGGUGAGAUGCCCGCUGCUGGUCGCCAACGCCGCCUCGGUGCGAAGUCCACGACGCGUGGUCUCUGCGGCGAGGCGUGCGACGACCUGGUCAAGCGCGCCCGCGAGGACGAGGCCGUCUUCGCGCGCCGCAGUUGCGACGACGUCUACAUCCACAGCCUGAGCCUCAUGACGAUCACCGACGUCGUCGCGAGCAUAAGCGACGAUGUAUUCAAGAAGGAUUUCAUCGAGGGGAAGAUGCAGAUAAAGAAGCAGGGUAAGAGGCCGCUCUUCCCCGAGGAGGUGGGCAAGCGCGAGGUCUUCUCCAUGAAAGUGAAGCGGAAGGCCCUCAUCAUGUCGAGGUCAGAGCUGCACAGAUAUUGCGGCUUCAAGCCCACCAAGAAGAACACGAAAUCGAUCCCCUCGAUGAUGUUGCACUCGGAGGACAGCCUAGACGUCGAGGGCGUAUGGCUCUUCAUGUGGACGAUCGAUUGGUCCUUCCUGCGCGCGCUGAGCAUCAGCAUGGGCGUCGUUAGCGAGAAGAGCUGUGCGUACAUGAAGCAGGAGAACCACAUCUUCGCCUCCCAGAGCACGCGGACGUUCGACUGGAGCAUGGGCGAGCAGACUCACUCGAGUGGCCCGUCAACCUUGCUCGCGAACCUCAAGACCCACGAGGGCGCCGGCCUGGCCCUCACGGAGGAGAUGGCCAACUCGAUGGGGACGCGGCGUCUCCGCGGCGGGGGGUUGCCGUCAGGCGGGGUGUCCUCCACGUCGCCGCCGAUGACCAUGUCAGGAGCGUGCUCGGUCCUCUCUGGCGGCAUCGAGUCCACGCCAACGGGGGGGGCGGGAGAUGGCGAGACUGACUCUCCGCACGCGCCCAUGCUCUACAGCAAGGGCACCUUGUCGGCGACGACGAUCAACGUCAUGGCGGAGCGACGUGCUGCGAGGAGCGCUGUGAGCGGGGUGCCAUCCGCCCUGUCGGCCAUCGGCCGACUCCAGGCAGCGGCGGCGAACACCUGCAGCAUCGAUGCUGACGAUUCGGCGAGCCAGGCCCCCAAUGCAGGGGGCCCAGCUGUGGGCAAGGGGGACCAGUGGAUUGCGAAGCUCCCGUUGUCGAAGGAUAAGGACCAGUGGAACAGACUCACCCUGCACAUGACGAGGUACGAGCUCGCGAACAAGCUUCACGAGACCAACAUCUUCAGCGCCUCGGCUGGCGAUGUCAAGGACGCCUUCGAGCGCCUGCGCCAGUCCAUCGAUGCCCCGCCCGUCGUCCAGAAGAACAUGUGCAAGAAGAUGUUCCAGGAACGCAUGACAGUCGAGCUCCAGUCCAUGACCGACGUCGCCUUCUUCUUUGAGAUGGUGUGGCCAUGGCCCACAUCAUCUCAGGAAGCGGGCCUCACCUUCACUGCGGAUUCGCCGAAGCUCCACUUCAUUGACCUCGAGAUGGCCGAGAAGAUCCGCAUGUUCAACCAGAGUUUCAUCAGCGGCGUGCACACUGCACUGAUCGAGGGAGGCCACGAGAAGAAGGAUAUGCUCGUGGCGAUUUCUUCUCGGAUGGCUUCGCUGAUGGACGAUCUGCUGGCCGACGCAGAGGAGUUCUGCGAGGGCGCGUCGCACUUCUUGGGCGCGCUGGGCUCCAUGGUGGGCGGCGUCGCCGAGAUCUGCGACCCGACCAGCCCGUGGAAGGCGGGCGACAUCGACGCCUUCUACAGCGACAUCCUCUCCCUCGACCCCAACCGCGGGGACAUCUUCAGCGGGCUGGAGGGGGUGGCGAUCGCCAUCGGCGCGUGCGCCGAGUACAGCAAGACGUGGGCGACCCUGAUGAAGGACAAAGUCAUGGCCAUGGAGCUCGCCCCCCAGGUUUCAGCAUCCACGUCCGCCCUCUUGUCGGUGGCGCGCAGCCCCCUGGGCUUCGACGGGGCGGUUGCUGCGGCCACCGCGGCGUUGAGCACCACCCCGAAAGUCGCGUGCUCCCUGGGCGACGAGCUCGCGACCCCCGUCGUCAAGGAGGUGAAGGCCGCGCUGAAAGAUUUGUCGGCCAGCGUCGCCUCAGCCACGCCGACGGGGUCAUUGGCGCAGACGCAGCAGAGCACAUUCAUCCAGCUGUUGGGCAAGGCGGUCGACGCCAUGCCGUCGGACGCCGAGCUUCUGAAGAUGAAGACGGAGAUGGACGAAGCCGACGCCUCCAUGCCCCGCGAUGCCAUCAGGGCGCAGUUGACCACGCUGGUCAACGACAUAUUUGCUGACGCGGCGACCGCGGUCAACCUUCGCGACGACUUGCGCCUUAUCAUGGGCAAGAUGGCAAAGGACGACUUGGAUUCGACGAUGACUGCGAAGCUCGGCGAGUGCGCCUGCGCCCUCAUCAAGAAGAUCUUGACGGUGCCCGAGGGGGGCAAGGAGAUGGCGGACGCCGCGACGCAGGCAGCGCACCACUUGCACGACUUCCUGCCGAGCACGGCCACGAAGGGACAGCAGCGGAGCUUGGAGGCAUCGAGCGCAUGUCGGUCGCUGAGGCCGACCACGGAGGCGAUCGUCCAGAAGUUCUUCGACGAUGAGAAGAAGCUCAUCGCGGAGCAGGUGGAUCUCGGGGACCCGCAGCUUGCCCUCCUGCGCGUCCUCCUGGAGAAGCUGGACGCCUACAUCAAGGACGAGGCCGACUCGGACAUCAGCUUGCACGAGCACAUGAAGGCGCAGAUCCACCAGUACGUGGAGGACGCGAGGCGCGUGGUGAAGACGGUGGGGCAGCACGCCGUCGACGUGGCAUCGGCCGAGACCCAGACGACAGCGGCGAAUAUCGAGCCCUACAUGCACGGCCUCCCCGACGGCACGGACUGGUUGAGCGCUGGCCCAGCCAACCUCCACGUGUGGAAAAACUUGGCGGUCCACGCCGACAGUGCGAUCUUGUCCACGGAGAUGAGCAAGACCAUCGGCCCCUUGAAGAAGAAUGUGGACGCUGCCGAGAAGGCGCUGGCCCACUGGAAGUCCGAGGGUGAGAAAUACGGAUUGCGCAUCGAGGGGGAUCAGAACUACCAGAAGGUGUCAGACAUCAUCACCAACGCGUGGGUGACUCUUGUGACAGGCAGUCUGUUCAUGGCUUUCAAGAAAGCGACUGACAAGCAGUUGCUGAGGGCUACGAUCGUAAAGACGACGAGCGCCCUCAAGGAGCGUGGCAUUUCGCAGGACCGUUUGCAUCCAACCCUGUCGGCGCGGGUGCAGCUGGCCAUGCAAUUCAAAAUUAAUGAUUAA
Molecule: messenger RNA, 7242 nt
Organism: Prorocentrum cordatum
Lineage: Eukaryota; Dinophyceae; Prorocentrales; Prorocentraceae
Source: the annotation of a GenBank genome assembly